UGCUUCAAGAAUAUUUUCCGGGUGCAUCGGCAGUUGUGUGGCUUACGGAGGCUCCUGAGUAGGCAGCAAAUUCAUUGGCGGCAUUUUGGGACGGGAUUGUGUCAGAUAGGGUCAUUUCCGUGCAAGUGCUCUUCUGUUGUUUUGAUGUGGAAUUUGCCCCAUAUUUGGUAGCUCCGUCCAAGCUCCCAAUUUCCUGCACUGGAAAUCUGAUGCAACAAGCAAGUGCUGAAACGCCGUGUUGUGGUGUCUACAGCUGAAGGAGCAGCCUUACAUUAUGGUGUUUUGGCACCAAGAGCCAUAGGAGGUUCUGAGCUCCGCUGGAAGCUGCGCCUCGUCGCCGUCAUGUCGCUGGCCAAGUCUGGCGGGCGCGGCGCGCUGAUCGUGCUGGAGGGCAUCGACAAGGCGGGCAAGUCGACGCAGGCGCGCCGCCUGGUGGAGGCGCUGGCGGCGCGCGGCCGGCCGGCCCACCUGCUGCGCUUCCCCGAGCGCAGCACGCGCAUCGGCCAGCUCAUCAACGAGUACCUGUCCGGCGGCGGCGGCGGCGGCGACGACCGCGCCGCGGACGACCGGCCCAUCCACCUGCUCUUCUCCGCCAACCGGUGGGAGCUGCUGCCGCGCAUGCGCCGCCUGCUGGCUGAGGGCGUGUCGUUGGUGGUUGAUCGAUACGCGUUCUCGGGCGCCGCAUACAGCGCUGCCAAGCCGGGCCUCACGCUGGACUGGUGCCGCCAGCCGGACGUCGGCCUGCCGCAGCCCGACCUGGUGCUCUACCUGGACCUGGCGCCGGCCGAGGCAGCGCGCCGCGCCGGCUUCGGCGCCGAGCGCUACGAGACGCACGACUUCCAGUCGCGCGUGGCCGACAACUACGCCCAGCUGUGGGCGUCUUACUGGCGGCGCGUGGAUGCCGCCCGCGAGCCAGACCUCGUGUUCAGCGACCUGCUGCGCCUGGCCGAGGAGUGCAUGGACAGCGAGCGACUUGCCGAGCCGCCCCAGCUCUGGGCAGAUAGCGAAGCGCCCGCGCAAGAUCAACCCGCGUAGCGCAAUCACGUGGUGUCACCUCGUGGCCAUACACGCUAUACGGUGAUCGUUUUGUGAGGAUCAGUUUGCCAAAGCCUGUAGCCGUUGCCUACGAUGCCCGGGUGUGCGUUUCGGUAAUAUUUUCGAUGGGGAUUUCACCUGUCAUGUGGAUGCGACACUCCCGCCGCGCUGCUCAGCAUGCCAGCAGCUUGGGAUUGUCCUGGAGGCAGUCCCAGGUGGCGGAGCUGGUUGUGGCCUGUAGCGUUGUAUUUGGUGCUAAACGGCGUCGUUAUCACCACUUUUGUGCAUUACACAGGGUUUGAAUA
This is a messenger RNA of Pollicipes pollicipes, 1340 nucleotides long. Its product is annotated as thymidylate kinase. Gene Ontology annotation, biological process: dUDP biosynthetic process; dTTP biosynthetic process; dTDP biosynthetic process. Lineage: Eukaryota; Metazoa; Arthropoda; Thecostraca; Pollicipedomorpha; Pollicipedidae. Gene Ontology annotation, molecular function: dTMP kinase activity; ATP binding; nucleoside diphosphate kinase activity. Gene Ontology annotation, cellular component: nucleus; cytosol; cytoplasm. The transcript has 2 exons. The coding region runs from base 343 to 1035 and encodes 230 amino acids. The record is from RefSeq and is a predicted model, not a curated record.